GCGAGAGAGUUCGUAAUGUCAGCAGCGGUCCACGCCAAAGAACACCGCGGCGGCAAGAUGGCUCGUCGCAGCAGUUAUUUUAUGAAGCGCAUGAAGCCGCGGUCCCAUUCCUUGGACCUGACGGCAUUGCAGCGUUCGGGGAUACCGCUGCCUUCGGUUCAGCGGGACGCAGACAGCGAUGCGGAGACCGAUGGAAGAUUGCCAUCAGGGCUGCCCUCAGGGCUCCCGCACCGACCAGAUAGCUUUAAGAAAGCAAUUUCCAAGUCUAAUGCGUAUGCCAGUCACCUCCACGGGUUCCCCUCCCACCAUCUGCCUGCCCAGCGGGACUACACGGCAACUGAGAAGGAGAUCAGAACGACCGUUGACUGGAGCGAGAACGCGAUCAGCGGGGACCAUAUUUGGACAGAGACCAAUGCUUCGGGCGAUUUCUGUUACGUUGGGGAACAAGAUUGCCUGGUAAGUCAGUACUGGAAAACGGGAUCAAGGCGGAAAUGUGCCGCGUGCAAGAUCAUCGUUCACACAGCGUGUAUGCUUCAGUUAGAAAGAAUAAACUUCAAGUGCAAGCCCACAUUUCGGGAUGCUGGCAUCCGCAACUACAGGGAGAACCAGGUUGUGCGCCAUCACUGGGUGCACAGGAGAAGGCAAGAUGGCAAGUGUAAGCAGUGCGGCAAGAGCUUCCAACAGAAGCUUUUCCAACAGAAGGAGAUCAUCGCAAUCAGCUGUUCCUGGUGCAAAGUGGCUUACCACAACAAGGUGGCGUGCUUCAUGAUGCAACAAAUCGAGGAGCCCUGCUCCUUAGGCAUCCAUGCCAGCAUCAUCAUCCCGCCCUCCUGGAUCAUCAGACUACCAAAACAGAGAAUCCAGGGCUCUUUUAAGUCCUCACAGCGCAAGAAGAAGAAGCCUUCCAUCAAACGCAAGUCCAUCACCAAGAAGGAGGAAGGCAAGAUGAGACCGUUUAUCAUCAAACCCAUCCCGUCACCCAUGAUGAAACCUAUUAUUGUCUUCAUCAAUCCAAAGAGUGGAGGAAACCAGGGGACCAAGCUGAUGUCAAAAUUCCAAUGGUUGCUGAAUCCCAGACAGGUGUUUGAUCUGUCGCAAGGUGGACCAAGGGAAGGGCUGGAGAUCUUCCGCAAGGUGCCCAAUCUUCGGAUCUUAGCAUGCGGCGGGGACGGCACAGUGGGCUGGAUCCUGUCUGAAAUCGACAAGCUGAAAUUCAAGCCUUUUCCUCCGGUCUCGGUGCUCCCACUGGGAACUGGCAACGACCUGGCCAGGACAAUGAACUGGGGAAGGGGGUACACAGACGAACCAAUAUCCAAAAUUCUCACACAAGUAGAAGAGGGACCAGUCACACAGCUAGACAGGUGGAAUUUGACAGUGGAUAAAAACCCCGACGUGGAAUUGACCAAAGAGGAUCGGGAGGCGGACAAUAAUGGACCACUCGAUGUAUUCAACAACUACUUCAGUCUCGGGGCUGACGCACGGACGGCACUCGAUUUCCACGAAUCCAGAGAGGCCAACCCAGAGAAGUUCAACAGUCGAUUCCGCAACAAGAUGUACUAUGCUCGGUCAGGGGGAACGGAUCUCCUGAAACGAACCUCCAAAGACUUGACCAAACAGAUCAUGCUGGAGUGUGACGGAAUCGACUACACCAGCAAGCUACUGGAGUUGAAAGCCCAUUGUAUACUACUCCUCAACAUACCAAAGUAUGCAUCAGGGAACACACCUUGGGGUAACCCCAGCGUUCACACCUUUGAGCAGCAGAGACACGACGAUGGUUUCCUGGAAGUUAUUGGCUUCUCACCGUCACAAAUGGCUGCUCUCUUUGUCGGAGGUCACGGUGAACGCAUCUGCCAAUGUCGGGAAGCCAAAGUCAUCACCAAUGCAAUGAUCCCAGUACAGGUAGACGGGGAACCAUGCAGGCUGGCGCCCAGCAUCAUCCAUGUCAGUAUACGCAACCAGGCCAACAUGGUGCUGAAACCAAAGAGAAGAGGCUCCAUGCCUAUCAAUACAGAUACGCCCUUGUCCAACGACAGGCUAAGAAUCCAAGUCAGCCGGAUCAGCAUGUUCGACUACGAAAGACUCAACUAUGAUAAGGAGAAGCUCAAGAAAGCAUCUGUACCGCUAGGCAUCAUUGUCGUCGAUAGCGACAGUAACCUGGAGCAUAUCCGUGCCCACAUUGAUCGCUUGCUAGAGGUCUACAUCCUCCAGGAUUCCAACGCCAACGGCUCCGCCUCUAGCCUGUCCCCAACCUGGUGCUUCCUGGACUCAACCACGGCCGAUCGCUUCUUCCGAAUCGACCGGUCCCAGGAGCACCUUCACUACAUCACGGACAUCUCAUCGGACGACCUCUACGUGCUGGACCCCGAGCGGACCAAACCCUCCAAUCUCUCUCCUGAGAGUAAGUCUGGAUCCAUGCCGGACCUGCUGGUCCAACAGGAGGUCCUGGGGGCGGCCAAUCGCACCCCGUCGCCGAUCCUGAAGCUGCCUCAGGCCCACAGUGCCGCUCAGCUGCUCCAGGCAAGGAGCGAUAGUACGGAUCAGGACGAGAUCCCCAACUUACACGAGGGCGCCAUUGGCAUCCUGUCUGAGAAUACUAAUUAUGAAAACGAGUACCAACCAGCCACUAGCAGCAGUUGUGAGGCCAUAGUUUCCAACAGCUCUCCCCAGCCACCCAGACGGGACACUCUGUGUGUCUCCGACACGGCACAUCUCAAUCCCCUGGACAAAACACUCAUGGAUGUCUCCAAGCGAGGCGAUGUGGCCAAGUUCUCCGAGUUACACCGGAAGGGUGCCUAUCUGAUGACCGUUGACCAGCACGGGAUGAACGCCCUCCAUCAUGCGGCCAGAUUCGGCCACAAAGACAUUGUCCAGUAUCUCAUUGAAAACGCCCCUGUAAGCAUCCUGGACGCGGUGGACUUUGAGAAGAACCAGACGGCCUUACACAAAGCAGCGUGGUACAUGCGCCGCACCAUCUGCGCCAUGCUGGUGGAAGCUGGUGCCUCGUUAACCAAGACGGACUACCAGGGAAACACCCCCCGGCUCCAGGCACUGAAAGCCGACGACCUGGAACUGGCUGCUUACCUAGAAAGUAAGACCAAAGAGGGAUCCACCUCGUCCUCAGACGUUUAAGGCCAAGCGACAGAGCAUUCGCGUUUCGCGUACCCAGGCCGGGAACGCUAUCAGCUCAUGUUAUCAGAGGACCACGAAACGGCGGUAUAGCAAUGGGAGAAACACGCAACAUCAGUGCCACCACUGAACAUCUGGUAUGUCAGUCACUCCAUAAAACUAUCAGUGUAAUCAGUAAACGGUAUACGAUCCACCAGGAGUUUGCUGAUGGAAACGAAUAAUUAAACAAUCAAAGAUGUUUUCCUGAUGGUGUCUGAUAUUUUGGAUGUAAAAGUCGGUUAAAAAAAAUGUGGACCAAAGUUAGGUUGUUGUCACGGUUUUGAAACUGUGACCCUUCAACUUUGUUAAUACUGGAGAUGGGAGAUAUUUACAUACAGAGGUUGCAUGGAAACUUGUAUAUUAUAGUUGGAAUGAGAUUUUGAGAGAAGCAAGGGGCUGCCUGUUUUGCUGCGCGGACAACAGCGUCCUCUUGUGGUGAAUCAUAGGUCAUGGUGCCACAGAAAUAUGGCACAGCAAAAAAAUAAAAAAGAUAAAAACAAAAUGAGGUUCUAGUGGAUGUGUGCUACUCAGAAGACAAAGUUUUGAACUUUGAUGAAAAGCUCUUGUGCAGAAUUCUCCAUUGCCUUCUAGCAUCGCAGAAAUCUACGUGAAGAGCGCCCCCUGGAGGGCUUUGGUGCAUACGUAAAGUGAACUGCAAUAAAUAUGUACACUGAGCUCGAGAGUGCAAUGGAAUGUGCUGCUGAAUGUAAUGUCUGUAAAGUUUCACAAUAACCUUUGACCCAAUGUUGUAGACUCUGAUUCCAGGAGUUUGAUUCAAGUUUGCAUAAGAGGAUUAGGGAAAGUAUGGUAAACGUUAUGAGAGGUUGGGAUCUAUGACCUAGAAUUGAGGUCAUGCGUUCAGAAGAAGUUCCUGAUAAAUAUUCAUAAAUUCAAGAUACUCAAGUAAUUACAUUGUUUAAGAUUGAUCGAUUUUUUGCGGCAGCAUUUAGCUCACCUAAUGAUUCUGGAGAGUAGGAACCGAACGUAUAUUUUUUUCCACAUUUUUUUGAUAUUUCCAAGUCUGUGGUUUACCAGUGUUUAAUCCAUUUCUGUUGCAACGUCUCGUCACCUGUUACCCUUAUGUCAUUUGCAAUGCAAUGAUGGUGCAUCUGUGGGGUACCAGACUGGAGUUAAUGCCCAACAAGAUAUAUUGGUAUAUAAGGUCAUUCAAACGAGAAUAGAUGAAAAUAAUAGUAAGAUAUUUUGUCAAAGAUAAGAAUUGAGACAAUGGUGCUGAUAGCGUGGUAUUCCCUUUCUCACAGUAUAUAACCCUACCCGUUAUUUUUGUCAAACUUAAAUUUGAACUAUCAAUAGUUGAUAUAUGAAACAGCUUUUCCUUUUAAUAAAGAAUUGAUCUUUUAUUUCAAAUUAUUUUUGAUUCAAUACUUAAAUAACCUUGUAGGAAAAUAGUUUAUUGUACAGCACCUUGUAUUUUUUUAAAUGCACUUCAAUUUAUAUUUUCUAAUUAAAGCAUUUAACACUAUUGAUUUAUUUCGUCAACAUAUUCUAUCCAAAAAAAGAAAAAAAGAAAUGGAUACUGUUUAAUCUUUGAAAGCAAAGAAUUUUUGUUUUGUGAGUAGAAUGAAGAGAAUGGAUAUAUUUUCCGUAGCAGAAUCAUCUAAAAACUCGUAGGUAAACCUGUCUGCUCUAUCUGUCAAUCAAUCAACUUUUUUAUCCUUCUUUGCUGCAAAUGCUUUCCAUUCCCACCAAUCGGUCUUCAUUUGCCAUAAACAUCGUGGAGAGGAAAAAUAAAGAAAUCAUCGUUGUUUCAAUGUAAAUGAUAAAAAGCCAUUUGGAGAUUUCUCUCUGAAUUUGACUCAGCUUUUAGUAUAAGGCCGUGUAAAAUGAAAAUAUUAAUUAAGGUACGUAAACGACCAAAAAUAGUUAUCUGGGGUGCAUGAUAAUAUCGUUCAGGUUGUCAAGGAUGCCAUUGUUUUUAGCUGGAUCAAAAUAAUUCUGCUAAAACUGAAAACAUUUAGGUCCUCAAAAUGUUAAUAUUUUUACAUUAUACCAUUAUAUUUUUGGUGAUAUGUUAUUUAAAGAGGAACAUUGGCUAGAUAUCUUCUGUUGACUUUAUUUUUGUUGUUUUAUUUUGACCGUGUCACAAGCAUCUGACCCAUACACUGGCUGUAGUGGGUAGUCUGUAUUUAGAAGGAAAAAAAUCUAUAUUUUCUAGAUGAAUAUUUUUCCUGUUUACAAAAAGUUAGUGGUUUGGCUAAAAAGAAAUACGCUGUAAUUUUGCUCAGUUUUGCUAAGUCUUUUGAAGAGGCACCUUGUUUUUGAUGAUAUUUGUUCAAAGUUUUGAUUGCAAGAGAACCUUCGUUAUUUGGUAAGAAAACAUAGCACAUGGAGCUCGAUAAAUUCUAUACUACGCACCUACCUGCAAAAUGCUUAGGGAGUCGGAGUUUAUAUAACAAAUCAUUUAGCUCGUCUUUUGUGCUGCCGUACUAGCUGUAAUGGAAUAUAUACAUGUGGGGUGCUGUGUAUAUAGCUAUAGUGUAGUGUAAAUUGGCCUUUGCUCAAAAAUGCUGAAUAUUACAAAUUGAGUUGAUUAUAUUUAUUGAUUUGCAAGCAGUUUUUGAUGUGACGGUCAAUUCUGUGCAAAGUUCCAUUUUUUUAUGCUCAGGUCGUUUAGUGCUUUUUAAGCUUGUAUCAUUAAUUAUAAUUUUGUUGUAGCUUUUUGCUUCAUUAUAGUUACGACGAACUUCCCUAUCUGAAGACGAAUGGAAUGUCUCGAAUCAUUUGUGGUGUUCGAUUUUGAGCGUUCCAUUUAUCUUCUAGGGAUGGUUUGCUGAGUAACUAUUAAAAAAACACUCCACUGGGCAGCUAAAAAAAUGAGUGGCUGGUCGCCGUUGGUGGCGCACACCAAAGGUUGAAGGUCACCUUUUUAUGUAGUGACUUAAACAUGACUGAUAUACUCAACCGACUGGGGAAAAAAAUGGAUUGACUAAUGAAGACAAAAAGUCCCCCUUACAUUUCUUUUAAACACAACUUUUUCAUGCAGUAAAAGGUAAACUUUUUAAUAACUCUUCCCUGGUAAAAAGUUAUUAUAUAUGGCGAAUAGUGCCCGCCAUUGCCCUCAACUCGCUCUCCUUAGUGUGCGAAGCAGCGCCCUCUUUCGUUAAAACAGCCGAUCAUCACGAUCAUCACGAUCAUCACGAUGCAGGGUCAUCACGACCCUGCAGUGGGAAGCGGGUGCAGUUUCUAAACUUGACUUGAAUGAUUGGGUUAAGUCUUUGAACAACAUGUAUCUCUGUCGAACCACUAGAUUUCCUUGAUUAUUCUUCGGUAUAUUCUGCCAUAAGGUUAUCAUACGAUGUGUUGUGCCCGCCAGCCACAGAUGCGUUUGGUUGGUUAAAAAAAGAGUGUUUGAAUUUACUUUGCGAUAUAAGUAUAGUUUUGGUAGAUUUUAAUUUACUUUAAAACAACAACAAAAGUACGUCAAAAGCCAUGUUCACUAUUCAGUUGGUCCCUAUAAAAAAGUAGGUUUAUCAAUAGUAAAUAGCUAAAAAAAUUAAGCCUUCCCCACCACGUGGCGUGAUAGCAAAAGACCAUAAUGAGAUGGUAAUGACAAGAAAUUGACUUGAACCGAAUUUGACAAAAUUGGAAAAAUACUCCCUUGAAAACGGACGCACGUAAUACAUCCGUGACGUUGUGUACAAUGUAGAUCCAGAAUUGUUUUAUACUUUUUUGUAAAAAGUGCAGAGACUAAAAACUUGACUAUUCACCGAUACCAAGCGAUACUGAUGAUGUGGUGACUAUCUGUGCCUUUGGAAGGUCAAAGGUAAAAUAAUUGUAGAAAUUGUACCAUUUGGUACUAAUUCGUUUAUUAAUUAAAGUUUUAUUGUAAUCAACCGUAAGUGACUAGUGCACGAUGUGUAGCAACAUCGGCAUUUGUUGUAAAAAGGUAUUGCUUAUAAAAGUGUUAUGUGUAGGAAACGUCUUUCUGGUGAAAUUAUUAUUAUUAAAAAAAGACAGUUUAUUAUAUUCUGAAAUUUCGGUUUUCGGUCUUCACGUGUGUGUGGCUUUUGAAGGCCCACAUGUAGUUGAAUUGAUGUAUAUUUUGAAAUUUAAAAAAAAAAUUAAAAGCUAUGGAUAUUUCAAGGACCGUACUUUGGGGUGUAACGGCAAAAACCAGUUGUGACCGAGAAAAGGCUGGGAACAAAUCAGGAGUUAAUUUCAAGAGUGUUGAUUGAGGGUGAAAUAUUCACUAUUGCAUCAUUGUAAAAUGCCUAUUGGAAUAAAUAGGCAACGAUGUGGCAAAUUCA
Molecule: messenger RNA, 7433 nt
Organism: Patiria miniata (bat star)
Lineage: Eukaryota; Metazoa; Echinodermata; Asteroidea; Valvatida; Asterinidae
Product: diacylglycerol kinase zeta-like
Exons: 22
Coding region: 16-3129 (1037 amino acids)
Biological process (GO): lipid phosphorylation; diacylglycerol metabolic process; intracellular signal transduction
Molecular function (GO): ATP-dependent diacylglycerol kinase activity; protein binding
Source: RefSeq, a predicted model, not a curated record